CGGCAACAGAACGUAGGAUACGGGUCGCUGGGUCAGCGCGGGCUUCCCCGGGUGAACCGCACUAUAUCAGGACAGAAAUAUCUCUGUUCGUUCUUCCCUCUUCCGGCAAAGAAAAGCAAGCAAUAAAGAUGUUGGAGAAGAUCGGGCUGCCUCCAAAACCAUCACUGAGGGGCAAUAACUGGGUCGUUGAUGCCUCGCAUUGCCAAGGCUGUACCUCUCAGUUCACCUUCAUCAAUCGCAAGCAUCAUUGUCGAAGGUGCGGUGGCUUGUUUUGCAAUAGCUGUACUAAUCAAAGAAUGCCAUUGCGUGGUCAAGGCGAUUCACCUGUUCGAAUUUGUGACCCCUGCAAGAAGUUAGAGGAAGCAGCACGGUUUGAAAUGAGGCAUGGAAACAAGAGAAAAGGCAGUUCAAGACUCACACCUAAGAAUGAGGAUGAAGUUUUAAAAUCAAUCUUAUCAGGUGACAUACUUUCUCAUGACCAGCAGCAGUCCUUUGUUGCUUCAUCUUCUUCUCAUAGUCACGAGUUACCCACUAAGGAUGUGUUGAUGAAUGAGACGGGAUUCAUCACUACUCCAGAAGAAUUACGCCAACAAGCCAUGGAUGAGAAGAAGAAAUACAGAACAUUAAAAGCAGAAGGAAAAUCCGAAGAAGCUCUUAGAGCAUUUAAAAGGGGAAAAGAUCUUGAAAGACAGGCUGUAACUCUGGAGGGGGAAAUUAGGAAAAACCGCAAAAAGGUUUCUUUAUCUUCUGGAAACAUCCCUGAUGAAUCCAGUAGAUCAGUUAGUAAGAAAAAGGACGAUCUUGCAUCCGAACUCAAAGAAAUGGGAUGGUCUGAUAUGGAUCUUUAUGAAUCUGAUAAAAAAUCAGCAACUAUGAGCCUGGAAGGUGAACUCUCUGUUCUUCUUAGAGAAGUAUCUCAAAAACCAAAUGCUGGGAAAAAAAACCAAACAUAUGAUAAUUCCCAAGUUAUUUCUCACAAGAAAAGAGCUCUAGAAUUUAAACGUGAAGGUAAACUUGGCGAGGCCAAAGAAGAACUUAAAAAAGCUAAACUACUCGAAAAGAAAAUCGAGGAACAAGAAUUCCUGAUUGAUUUUGAGGAAUCUGACGAUGAUGAAAUCUCUUCCUUGAUCCGUAGUUUGGAUUCUGCUGAUACGCAGGAAGAAGUGGUAGUUGACUCUACCUUUGACAUUGAUGAUAUUCUUUCGGUUGCUGAUAAUCUUGGUGGUGAUCUCGAAGUGACUGAAGAUGACAUGGAUGACCCAGAAAUGAAAGCUGCAUUAAAAUCAUUGGGUUGGACUGAAGAAGAAAAUCCCGCCACUGUUGAUAAUAUAGAAACAAAACAGACUGAAGUCCAAUCGUUGAAAAGGGAAGCUCUCAAGCAGAAAAGGGAAGGUAAUACUUCUGAUGCAAUGGAACUGUUAAAGAAGGCAAAGAUGAUUGAAAAUGAACUCAACAGCUUCGCUAUGCUGGGUGAAACCAGCCUAAAAACUAAAGGCAGUGGACCUAAAACCAAAAUGAUGAUCCAGAAAGAACUUCUUAGUUUGAAGAGGAAUGCUCUUGCUAUGCGAAGGGAGGGUAGGUUGGAUGAAGCAGAUGAAGAACUGAAGAAGUGUAAGGUUCUAGAGAACCAGCUCGAAGAAUUAGAUAACAAUAAUAAUAGUAACAAUGCUCAGACUAGGAAUAAUGAUUUCAUUGUAGAAAAUGAUGAUGAUGGUGGUGGCGGCGGUGGCGAUGAGGUCACGGAUCUGGACUUGCAGGAUCCGAACUAUCUUUCGGCUUUAAAGGCUUUGGGUUGGGAGGAGGAUGAAGAAGAAAACAGUGGAAGUGUUAUUCCUAGUACAUCUCAGGUUAAAAACAAUAGCGGGAAAUCUAAAAGAAGUAAAGGUGAAGUCCAGAAAGAACUUCUGAGUUUAAAAAGGAAGGCUCUUUCCUUGAGGCGUCAAGGAGAAUCUGAGCAGGCAGAGGAACUUCUGGAAACCGCUAAAAACUUAGAGACGGAGUUGGUUGAAAUCGAAUCUUCAUCUCUUAACAGAGUAGAAAUACCUGAGUCUUGCACACAAAAAGAGGCAAUUAUUAUAGAUGCUCACCCCAAUGUUCCCUUAGACUCAAGAAGUGAUAUCAACAAUGAUUCGCAGAGAAAUAAAAAGGAUAUUCCAGAGAAUAAACCAAAUGAGAUGGUCCAUGCAGAGAAGACGUCCAGCUCUCUCCAGCAAGAGAUUCUUGCUCAUAAGAAGAAAGCAGUCGCCUUUAAGAGAGAAGGGAGGUUGACAGAAGCCAAGGAGGAACUUAGGCAGGCAAAAGCAUUAGAGAAGCAUUUAGAGGAGGAAACUCCUGAUUUUUCUGUUCCUGAGGCUUCCUCAUCCUCCGAUCCUACCCCUGGGGGAUCCAAGCCUUUAUCAGGACGUGAUAGGUAUAAAUUACAGCAAGAGUCUCUCAACCACAAAAGGAAUGCAUUGAAGCUAAGAAGGGAAGGCCGGGCAGAAGAGGCUGAUGCUGAGUUUAAAUUAGCAAAGGCUAUCGAGUCUCAACUGGAGGAAUCUGGACUCAUGUCGUCGGGUCACGGAUCUGAACCUAUAGACAGUGGGGUCCAUGUAGAGGACUUUCUUGACCCUCAGCUUUUGUCUGCAUUGGCGGCCAUUGGAAUCUCCAAUGCUCCAGAAGUUCCAGUAGCUGGCAAGACGAUAGACGAUGGUGAACCCCAAGGAGAUAACAACUCCGGUGAAGACGAGAAGAUGGAGUUGGAAGAGAAGGUUAAGGCAGAAAAACUGAAGGCGUUAAACUUGAAACGUUCUGGAAAGCAUGCAGAAGCCCUGGAUGCCCUUCGCCGAGCCAAACUCUUCGAAAGGAAGUUGAUUUCUUCCAAUUCACAACAGUAAUGUUAUAACUGAAAGUGUUUAAGUAUAUAAUAUUCUUCCUCCAAGUGUGGUGUGAAUUUAAGUAUAGCAAUUUAACAUUUUGUGAUAGACAAGAACCGUUUCUCUUGAAUUCGAACCUCAAUUGAAUUGUACUAUGGGUGGAACCUGGGAAUAGGAUAGACUCAAAUCAUGUGGGAUGUGGCUUCCAAUAAAAUUAAAGAUAAGCCUAACUAAUUUACCGAACAAUCCAAGCAUACACAUAUUGAAAGCUUAC
Molecule: messenger RNA, 3129 nt
Organism: Cuscuta epithymum
Lineage: Eukaryota; Viridiplantae; Streptophyta; Magnoliopsida; Solanales; Convolvulaceae
Source: the annotation of a GenBank genome assembly